Heteronotia binoei (common prickly gecko) is the source of this 592-nucleotide messenger RNA. RefSeq names its product C1D nuclear receptor corepressor (gene C1D). Gene Ontology annotation, molecular function: DNA binding; RNA binding. Bases 24 to 464 code for a protein of 146 amino acids. The record is from RefSeq and is a predicted model, not a curated record. Gene Ontology annotation, biological process: maturation of 5.8S rRNA; regulation of gene expression. Gene Ontology annotation, cellular component: exosome (RNase complex); nucleolus. The transcript has 4 exons. NCBI's taxonomy places the organism in Eukaryota, Metazoa, Chordata, Lepidosauria, Squamata, Gekkonidae.
UCUUGCAGGCAGGGGAAAACAAAAUGUCUGAAACCCAUCUGGAGGAAGAAGAAUACCCAACGGAGAUCCAGGAUUAUCUUUUAGCCUUUGAAAAAUCUCUUGGUUCUGUAGAUGAAAUGCUCAAGACCAUGAUGUCCGUGUCUAGAAGCGAACUUCUCCAGAAGCUGGAUCCCCUGGAACAAGCCAAAUUAGAUCUGGUCUCGGCUUAUACGUUGAAUUCACUGUUCUGGGUGUAUCUUGCCACUCAAGGCGUUAAUCCGAAGGAACACCCGGUAAAACAAGAGCUGGAGAGGAUACGAACAUACAUGAACAGAGUGAAAGAGAUAGCGGACAAGAAGAAAGCUGCCAAACUGGACAAAGGUGCCGCUUCGCGAUUCGUGCGGAACGCGCUGUACGAACCGAAACCGCAAAAGGAGUCUGCCAAGAAAUCUCCUGUACCAGCCAAAAAGAAGAAAACGCGCUAGGAGGCCCUUGCCCCAUGGUAAUUUGGGCACAGGGAGAGAGACUAUUUCUAAGGGCGCCUUUCAUCCAUUUUAUGUACAACGGGAUGAUACUUUUGGAUGAGAAAAUGUGAUAAAGCAACUACAUGAAA